Molecule: messenger RNA, 1531 nt
Organism: Durusdinium trenchii
Lineage: Eukaryota; Dinophyceae; Suessiales; Symbiodiniaceae
Source: the annotation of a GenBank genome assembly
UACCGAGAGCGUUGAGGAGUUUCACCUCCUCAUUGAGAACAAUGACUUGCCUGUCAAAAUCUUGGUUGUUCAGGCCGCGUGAAAGUCGUGAACUUGGCCGUGGCUGGCAGGUGCUGCGGGUGCGUGAAAACACCUGGGCUGAACAGCAAGGUGUGCAGCCAGGGGACGAGCUCCAUUAUAUUGAGGGGCAUCCGAUCGAAGUGCUUCCGGAGGCCGAAGUGAUGGAGCUCUUGCAGCAGCGGCCAGUGAGGUUGACUUGGUAUCGGCGUAAGGCAGGUCAUUCUGCGGAGGAGCCGGAAGCAGAAACUGCAGUGCCACUUGCCAAGGUUGAUUCUGAAGUGGAUGAGCUGAAGGCACAGAACCGCGCUUUGGAGGAGCAGCUUUCAAGAUUGUCCAUUGAAUUGGGAAAGGAACAGUUCAACGCAGGCAGCAAAGACCCUCAAGAGAUUUUGCAGUUGCAGGCGCAGCUGUCAGCUGCUGUCUCUCGCGUGGCAGAGUUGGAAGCUGAAGCUGCACAAGAUGAACCUUUGGCACCAGAGGAGCAGCCCAACGGAAGCAAAGACAUGGAAGAGAUUACGCAAUUGCAAGCACAGCUGGCAGCUAGUCGUGCUCGUGUGGCGGAACUGGAAGCGCAGGAGCGUGCGCCCGCAGGGAGCAAAGAGUCGGAGAUUGUGCAGUUGCAGGCUCAGCUGUCAGCCGCUGUCGCUCGCGUGGCAGAGUUGGAAGCUGAAGAUGAACCUUUGGCCCCAGAGGAGCAACCCAACGGAAGCAAAGACAUGGAAGAGAUUACGCAAUUGCAAGCACAGCUGGCAGCUAGUCGUGCUCGUGUGGCGGAACUGGAAGCGCAGGAGCGUGCGCCCACAGAGAGCAAAGAGUCGGAGAUUGUGCAGUUGCAGGCUCAACUGUCAGCUGCUGUCGCUCGCGUGGCUGAGUUGGAAGCUGAAGAUGAACCUUUGGCCCCAGAGGAGCACCUUGCAGCACCAGAUGGAAGCUGGGAAGAGGAGAAAAAGGACUUGGAGCAGCAGCUGGAAGCUCGACGAGGUCACAUUGAUCAAUUGGAGACUGAAGUGGAGCAGUUAAAGCUGCAGACGAAGGAGGAGAAGAAGGACCUGGAGCAGCAGCUAGAAUCUCGACGAGGUCGCAUUGAUCAAUUGGAGACUGAAGUGGAGCAUUUAGAGCUGCAGAUGAAGGAGCAUAAGGCCUCAGAGAGCAAAGAGUCCGAGGAGAUUGUGCAGUUGCAGGCGCAGCUGUCAGCUGCUCACACUCGCGUGGCCGAGUUGGAAGCACAAGCUGCACAAGACCAAUCAUUGGUUGUGGAGGAGCAGCCCAGCGGGAGCAAAGAGUUGGAGGAGAUCCUGCAAUUGCAGGCACAACUGGCAGCUGCUCAUGCUCGUGGGGCAGAACUGGAAGCGCAGGCUGCUCAAGAUCAUGUGGAAGCUGAGGCAGUUGCAGGCGAAGCUGUCAGCUGCUCACACUCGCGUGGCCGAGUUGGAAGCGCAAGCUGCACAAGACCAAUCUUUGGCACCGAAGG